Opisthorchis viverrini is the source of this 1994-nucleotide messenger RNA. RefSeq lists its product as hypothetical. Lineage: Eukaryota; Metazoa; Platyhelminthes; Trematoda; Opisthorchiida; Opisthorchiidae. Gene Ontology annotation, cellular component: nucleus; mitochondrial matrix; cytoplasm. The annotation marks the transcript as partial. Gene Ontology annotation, molecular function: protein homodimerization activity; glycine hydroxymethyltransferase activity; cobalt ion binding. The transcript has 9 exons. The record is from RefSeq and is a predicted model, not a curated record. Gene Ontology annotation, biological process: tetrahydrofolate interconversion; folic acid metabolic process; L-serine catabolic process.
GGAGCGCCUUCGUCGUGCCUGGUGUGAAUGGACCAGGAGAUAUUACGAGGAAGGAUGGCUCUAUCAAGCAUGUCCUUCCCGCUUAUCAUGAGGAAUCGGCCGAAAAGGCAUUCACGGUCCUAGGAGUGAUUCGACGCACCUCCUGUAUUACUCACGCGGAUUUCCAAAUACCCUAUGCAGCCUUCGUCAGACCGCUUCUUGAAUAUGUCAACCAAGUUGUCUAUUCAGGACACCAGGUAGACCUAACACUAACUGAGCGUGUCCAACCUGACGCUACGAAUUUGGUGGCGGGCCUCAAAUCCGUGGACUAUGAAACACGUCUCACGAUUAAUGUCACUUUGAAGCAUUUACGACCCGUGAUUAAACGGGUGGGUAAGGAGUCAUUGCAACAAGUUGACUAUCCCAUUUGGGAACUCCUAAAAGCCGAGAAGCUCCGACAAGCUAGCUCGCUAGAACUUGUAGCAUCCGAAAAUUUCACAGGCCGCGCGGUUUUGGAAUGUAUUUCAUCAUGCUUGACCAACAAAUACACUGAGGGCUAUCCAUUUAUCAGGCUUCCGAGAGGUACCGCAUUCAUUGAUCAGAUAGAAGAUUUAGCUCAGAAAAGGCUUUUGGAACUCUUCAAGUUGAAGCUUCCCGAAGAAAGCUUGACUGCUGCUCCGUGGGGCGUGAAUGUUCAACCACUGAGCGGGUCUCCAGCAAACAUGGCUGCAAUGACUGCACUUCUACGACCACAUGAUCGCAUCAUGGGUUUGGACAUUAUGGCCGGUGGUCAUCCAACUCACGGUCAUGCAACUGCCAACAAAAAGUUGAGCGCAGCAUCCAUUUAUUUCGAAACAAUGUCUUAUCGCUUAGACUCGAAUACUGGGUUAAUUGAUUACGAUGCACUGGAGGAACUUGCAUCCAGAUUCAUGCCAAAAAUGAUCAUUGCAGGCGUCUGUGUUCACCCUCGGUUAUUGGACUAUGCACGGUUUAGAAAGAUAUGUGACUCCGUUGGUGCCAUCUUGCUAGCUGACAUGGCUCAUAUCGCGGGUCUGGUUGCCGCAGAUCUGAUCCCCUCACCGUUUGAGCACGCUGAUAUAGUGACCAGCACAACGCACAAGACUCUUCGUGGUCCACGUUCUGGUAUGAUUUUCUACCGGCGUCAUUCGUCCAACUGUGAAAAUUCAAAUCGCACCGUGCCUGUUGCGGAGUAUGAAGAAAGAAUCAACCAAGCCGUUUUCCCCGGACUGCAGAGUGGUCCACAUGAAAAUGUGAUCGCUGCAAUGGCUUGCAUGGCAAAAGAGGCCUCAGAACCGCAUUUUAUCGAGUACGGUGAACGUGUCUUACGCAAUAGCCAAGCACUUGCACAAGAACUCCUCUCCCUUGGCCUUCACCUGCUCACUGGCGGUACUGAUUUACAUUUCGUGAUUGUCGAUUUAAGCCGUUCCUCAGGUAGGCCGAACGUAGGUAAGGGAGAUGCUGCUCGGGUCCAGGUGGUUGCUGACGCCUGCGGACUCACUUUCAGUGCUGUACCAGUUCCACACGAUGAUAGUUUUAACAGAACUUCGGGACUUCGGAUAGGUACACCCGCACUCACCUCACGCGGAUUUUUGGAAGAUGACUUUAAAAUUGUUGCAUCACUGAUCAACGAGGUCCUCAACAUCACUGAAGAGUGUAAUCGCGUUUCGAAUCAUUGGGAUUCUCUGCCAAAGCUGCUGAGCACUAACCCGAAAAUUUCUUCAUGGAUUUCGAAUAUUCGUCAGCAAGUGUCGGGGUUUGCUUUGGCCUUCCCAAUGCCGGGAAACGAUGAUAUAUAGUAGCAACUCAUGUUAAAGCAUCGUUAUGCCGAUGGUGACGUUCACGAUCGGACCUGAAUGAGGGUACCUCUGUUGACCACAUUUUGGCUUAUACAGUUGACACUUUAUGAGUAAUGUUUUACUCUCAAAUUUUCCUCACUGAUCUACCUAAAGUAAAAUUUUUAUGCAGACAAUUUUUCUUCAUGAAUUCAUCUCGAA